CUUUAUAAACAGAGAGCAAGUAAAGAAGGAAGAGGAAGUGUUUAAACUGUCAGAGGCUCCAACAUGAAGGUCCGUCACACGUUGAUCUUCUUUGUUUUCAUCUCCACAACACUGGAGAAUGGAGACGCCUGUCUAACAGAGAGAGAUAUCUUGAAUCAUACAGCAACCGAAGGAGGAAACUUCAAAAUAAAAUGCUACUUCGAUAACCCCGAUGAAAGGAAGAUCUUCUGCAGGGACGACUGCAGGGAGGAAGACAUUCUCGUUGAAACAAGCGGUGUCAGAGCUCAGCGUGGCAGAUACAGCAUUGGAUAUAAUGAAGAACAUGUGGGAAUGUCUAUAAUGCCUUUGUAUGUGAGCAUCAAACAUCUGACAAAGGCUGACUCUGGAAGAUACAGCUGUGUGUUUGGAAAUCUUCAGUCUCCAAGUGAUACCCAGGUGAUGGAGCUCAGAGUUGAAGGCGCUCCAACAACUUCGGAACCAAGCCAGACUAUCCAACCUUUGUCAACAUCAGCUCCACCAGCCUCCACACUGACAACAACAUUGGAAAAACUGGCAACACCAGCUGCAGCUCGAGGUCUUCCCCAGGAGACAAACCCAGGAGUUCAGCUGAAUGUGCAGCUGGUUCUGAUCCUCAUGAUCAUCGUUUUAUCAGCAGCUGUGCUGAUAGUCUGCAGGAGGACCAGAAAACCUCAAGAAUCUCAUGUGGGACUCGAGGAUGUUAAUAUCAUCAGUGCCGAUGGGCUGCAUGAGGAGGCCAGAGAGAAGAUUCUGGAAAUGUGAACAACAAUUGUUUUAAAUGAAAUAAAGUGAACUUUCUGAUCAA
Molecule: messenger RNA, 823 nt
Organism: Labrus bergylta (ballan wrasse)
Lineage: Eukaryota; Metazoa; Chordata; Actinopteri; Labriformes; Labridae
Cellular component (GO): plasma membrane
Molecular function (GO): transmembrane signaling receptor activity
Source: RefSeq, a predicted model, not a curated record